Pleuronectes platessa (European plaice) is the source of this 4440-nucleotide messenger RNA. It is a transcript of the gene enpp5, whose product is annotated as ectonucleotide pyrophosphatase/phosphodiesterase 5. The coding region runs from base 269 to 1726 and encodes 485 amino acids. Lineage: Eukaryota; Metazoa; Chordata; Actinopteri; Pleuronectiformes; Pleuronectidae. The record is from RefSeq and is a predicted model, not a curated record. The transcript has 4 exons.
AAGGACCCGCGCACUUGUCGAUCGCAGUGUGUUUCUGGUGAUGCAGCUCUCCAGCAGCCGGAGCAUGCCCUUGCUGGACGGCCCGUUGUCUUCCGCCUGUGUUCAGGUCGUUUUCACCCACAGUAAAUAAUACGUCUUUGUUCAACCGGGCUUUGUGGACACGCAGCCGGUCAGCAGGGGCCGAGGCUGUUUAUCUGUGCGCGCAGGGAGGAGCGAAGCGAGCCGCUUCAGGAUCAGAUAACGAGGUUGUGUCUCCACACACUGCACUAUGCCGGGCUGCCUGCUGCGAGGAGGCUGCACCCCUCUGCUCCGCCUGUGGGCCCUGCUGCUGCUGCUGCUGCCACUGGUCUCCCUGAACCAGCGUGGGAGCCGGGGCCUCGGUGAGGGCGACCGGCCCAAGCUGCUGCUUGUGUCCUUCGACGGCUUCCGCUGGGACUACAUCGACCGGGUCCCGACGCCCAACUUCCACAGCAUCAUGGACCAGGGCGUGAUGGUGGAGAAGGUGGAGAACACCUACAUCACCAAGACCUUCCCCAACCACUACAGCCUGGUGACGGGUCUGUAUACGGAGACGCACGGCAUCGUGGCCAACGAGAUGUAUGACCCCGUAUACAACCGCUCCUUCUCCAUGGAGACGGACAGUAUUUAUGAUUCCCGGUGGUGGGAGGAGGCGGUGCCCCUCUGGGUAACCAUCCAGAAAGCCGGGGGGCGGAGCGGGGCUGCGAUGUGGCCUGGGUCUGAUGUGAAGAUCCACGGCAUGUUCCCCUCCCAGUUCCUCCACUACAACGCCUCGGUCUCCUUUGAAGCCAGAGUGGAGCGGCUCAUAGGGUGGUUCUCCGCGCCUAAAGAGGACGCGGUGGAUUUUGGAGUCCUGUACUGGGAGGAGCCAGACGAGAGCGGGCACCUCUAUGGGCCUCAGAGCCCCGAAAUGGACGAAGUCAUCGCCGGGAUCGACGAGAAACUCGGCUUCCUCAUCAAUGAGCUGAAGAAGGCCGGGCUGUUUGAGAAAGUGAACCUAAUAGUGACCAGUGAUCACGGGAUGACGCAGCUUUUCACUGAUAACAUCAUAGAACUGGAUCAGUACAUUCACAGGGACCUGUACACCUGGGUGGAUAAGAGUCCGGUGGUGGGGAUACUGCCCAACGAAGGGAAACUGGACGAGGUGUAUAAUAAGCUGGUGGACGUCAACCCAAACAUGGCGGUCUACAAGAAAGAAGAGAUUCCCCAGCGCUUCCAUUACCGGCACAACAGGAGGAUCAUGCCCAUCAUCCUGGAGGCCAAAGAGGGCUGGACCAUCAUGCAGAACCGGACCGGGCCCUUCAUGUUGGGAAACCAUGGCUACGACAACACCCUCCGCAGCAUGCAGCCUGUGUUCGUGGCUCGCGGUCCAGCCUUCCGCCAGAAUUACCUGAAACCCUCCAUGAGGUCCGUCGAUCUCUACCCUCUCAUGUGCCACAUCCUCGCCGUGCGCCCCCUGCCGAACAACGGCUCCCUCUCGAACGUUCAGGACCUGCUGUACCCUGAGGCUCCCCCCACGCCCAGCGCCCCCCCCAGGGUCGACGAGUACUCCUACGCCCCCGUGGUGGGCUCUUUCAUCAGCGUGGUGAUGGUGCUGGGCUUUCUCAUGUUCUACGUCAGACAACUGACGCUCAAGCAGCUGCCCUCCCUGAAGCACAGACGCAGGGAGAUGUCGCAGCCCUUGCUGCAAGAGGACUUGCACCUGUAGCCGACGAGACAGAAAGGGAUAGCAGACGUGAAAAGAAGAGGAGGUGUCCCUCCCCAAGGUAGUCUGCUCUGCCCAGAAGCAUCCCCUGAACACCUACUCUACACGAGUAAUUCGCCAUUGUGCUGCUCCUUUAUUAGAUGGAGAGCAAGAGAACUGAAUGUGACCUCGGAAUCAUGUCGAGAGCUUUGCCCAAAGUGUGAGGGGGGAUGUGAAGGGUUUGCUUCUGGUGUAGGAUCAAAAUAAUAAACCUUUACAUGGGCUUUAUAGUGGCUUUGCUUUGAUUGUGUGAAUUUUACCUAAUGUCAUCUCAUUGUUUUCAUUGUCGCGUACAAAGUAAAUAAUUUAAUUAAAAGCUGAGAUUUUAACCUUUGAUUCUGGCAAGUAGGAAGCUUUGGUGGCCAAAACUUUGACUUGGAUGGGAUUACAGUGUCGGUGGGCUUGAAAGGAAUCAGCAGCUGCACUCAAAGGCAGGGGGGAAAGCUCGCCAUCAUAGAAAGGGAUGGAAGCAAUAAUAUAACUGCACACACUUUUAGUAAUGUCAAAUUUAGCCCCCCCCCCCCCCCCCCCCGUACAAUUUUCAGAUAUGAAGGGAUGUUUUUCCAGAGAUUUACUUUCAAAAGAAGUAAGGGAGCUAUAGAUUUUUUUUAGGUCAGACACAACAGGAGAUUUUCUGGAGCAGUCAAACGAGGAGUGGUGUGUGGGUAGAAUAUUCAAAAGGCAGGACACGACGUGUAAAUUCCACUGUGGAAAUCACUGUUUUUGUUUACAUCACAUCGACACCGGGGGAGAUCCUUCUCACCAAAAGCUCUGGACUCUUGUCCUCUUUCCAUGUUGAUAUCUUUGUCGACGUGUUCUAGGUGCAUGACACAUCUAUUUGAUCCUGAGAUAUUGUAUUCUUCGCGUCGCUUGUUUGAAACCACUUUCUCGUGGGGAUUUUUCCAACAAUGUUCCUGCUGUAUUCUCACAUGGUCUCACUCCAUGGCUCAGACAUUUAACGUGGGGGGGGGGGGGGGGGGCAGGAAAAAGUCCCAGAAAAGGUCCUGAACGACUGAAUGACAUUUCUCACAUACAGCCCAUCCGGAAAAUCUCACGAAAAUGUCCGGACUUCAGUUUGUGUCUGAAGUCAGUUUAUCAUUUUAUCUUUUGAGCCUACUGACACCUUAACUUCAGGUAGUAACAGUGAAAUGGCCGGCAGUCGAUAUGGUUUACACCAAACGAGAAGCUAACUUUCGCGUUGUACUACUCACGCAGGUUUGGUUGCGGGAUUAUUUGGGUUAACGCGCGGUAACACAACCCAUGAAUAUUCGCACAUUCUCCUCGGCAUAAGAGAGGAGGACUACCGGCCGCGCUUCCUGAGGCCGACCAGUGGCUGGUUUGGUCACCUGCUCGCUCAGGAUGGUGCAAGGACCAUAGCCUGGUGAGAUUGAUUGGCUUUCCCUUACGCCAUUCACAUCGCGAAUUUGAGUCCAUUCACAUCUUUGCAUGGACUUAUGUCGUCACAAUGGGGGGGGGGGGAUUUGCUUCCUGUUUGAGUCAACACAGGAAGGGAGAUUUCAAGGCCUUGUCAGAGUUUCUUCCACCAAUUCCUCCGCUUGUUCUGAAUCAGAAGCUACUGUGUGAUUAUAAAUGCUGUGAUUUAGCCGAAGUAUUACGAACUCAACUCGUCUCAGGCUGAGCUCAGUGUUCCUUUUGAAUGUUAGCUGGACGCACGUGUUCCAGUGAAGGCUCGACCAAUGUGCCAGGCUACUGCUCACAUGCGUAGGCCAUUCCACGAGCCGACCACGUCACGACCUUGCUCUUUUAGUAGUCAGCUACCAUUUGCCUUUCUACUUAAGUGGAGAACAUCUUUCUUUCGGUGUGCAAUAAUUUGUGUGUAAGUGGGUCUUAUUUGUAUGUGUAGCGUUUUUGUCGGGAAGAUAUUUUUCUGUAUAGACAAGUGUGUACUCCGCUCAUCCUCACGUGUCGACUGUCAUAGCCACGGCCAUUUGUUGGUGAAAUGUGAAGUGCAAUUGCUAUUGGUCAGUAUUUUGUCGUUGGGAUGUUAAGGGUUUCGGUUUUGCUGGGUCGAGAAGACUUCUUUUGGCCCCUGAUUUGCACUACAGUACCGAACUGAACCACAGCGAAGGGGCAGCGGUCGGAUCCUUUUUUUUUUUAAGGUCAUGUAAACUUUGCACUCCUUGUUCGUAGUUGCUAUUUGAAACAAUAGAAAACAUUAGGAGCCUCUUGCCAAAAAGCUUUGAUCAGUGUAAGCAUUGAAAGUUGAGUAGAAUCCAAAUCUGUCAGUAAAUUACUUCUUUUUUUUUUCCAGCCUAUUUUAGGAAAGAAUUGGUUAAAUUUUCUUCUCAUGCUUUUAGAUGCAUUGAUUAAUAACUGCGCCCAAAAGAUGACAGACAUCACUGUGAGAAAUUACUUUUUACUAAAUUUAGAUAAAUUGAAAGCAUUUAUAUGGAAAAUAUAUACAUUUUCUGAUGUUUUAUGAAAGAAGUAUUUCUGAUGAUUUUUUUCCCCUACAGAGAAAUUAAAUAUAUCCAUACUAUAUUUAAAAGAUUCGUUUGAAAUGGUUAGAUUCAAUAUUAGAUCAAGUUAAUAUAUCUUUUAUUAUUACCUUGGAUUUGAAAUUUUGACAUUUAAUAUGAUUUAUAAAUUAGCUAUCUUUGCCAUGUUAAUGCAAUUAAACAGUCUUCUGAAAAUAAAGGGACUAAUGAGAAACUGAA